AUGGAUGAUGAUGAAAUUGGAUGGCUUGAAGAAACGUAUCGCGGACCGGACGGUAUUGAUAAUCGUCGUGCGUACGUUGUUUGUAACGUUGAUCAGCAAAAUGUUGACAAUUGGUUACGAACACCAAUAAUUUAUGUUAAUGGAGCAAAUCGUUUGCACGUCGAGGUAACAUUUACAAUGCGAGAUUGUAAUGAGUUCCCAGGUAAUGCUCGUUCAUGCAAGGAAACGUUUCGUUUAUAUGGUGUUCAGCUAAUGAAUAAUGAGAAAUAUCAAAAUAUUUGGAAUUCUGAUUAUUGGGAUUUAAUAGAUCGAAUAACGGCUGAUACAGGACGAUAUUCGAAAUCUGAUCCAACAACUGCUGCUGUAAAUCAAGAAAUUCGUAGCUACACGGUUACUAAAGAUGCUGUAUAUUUCGCUUUUCGUGAUUCGGGUGCUUGUAUAUCAAUACUUAAUGUUAAGAUUUUUUACGAAGUAUGUCCAGAAAUAACUCGCGCAUUUGUACAUUAUCCACAGACAGUAACUGGUGCAGAAGCACAUUCAAUUAUUGCUGUAAAUGGUAAAUGUGUUCCAAAUUCUUCACCGAUUGAUAGCAUCAAACAACCAACAUAUGUUUGUAAAGCAACGGGGUCAUGGGAUAUGGCAAAUGGUGAAUGUUAUUGUGACAAAGGUUAUGCAUCAUCGAUUAAGUAUAAUACAUGUACUGCUUGCUCUAUUCAAUCAUACAAAGCAAAAAAUGGUUUGGGAGAUUGUGAGUCAUGUCCUGGACAUAGCAGUACACGACAUAUUGGUAGUGCGGAAUGUCAAUGUGACGCGGGUUAUUAUAGGGCAGACGACGAAGGACCUGAAUUUUCCUGUACACAGCCACCAUCGAAACCUUCACACGUCACAGUAGCACGAAUUGAUGAUACAUCUGUUAUAAUUGAAUGGGAUGAACCAUUGGUACUUGGUGGACGAAAGGAAUUGUGGUAUCGUUACCAAUGUCCCGAAUGUCCGUCAACAACAAUAGCUCAUCCAGCCGGAAAAACAUUCACAACGCAACGUUUACAAUUAACUGCUUUAAAAGCUGGUACCACUUAUACGGUGUUAAUUUUUGCGGAAAAUAAAGUGUCAAAGGUUGAAUCGGUUGUUAGCCAAUAUGCAUUGGUUGAAUUUACUACACGAACUACGAUACCAGUAGUAAAUGGUCUUCGAAUCGAAAGUAUACAAGAAAAUGGUGUGACAAUUGCAUGGAAGCCAAUAGGUACAAUGAAGAACGAACUCUCUUAUGAAAUUGAAUCAUUACACAAUGAUUCAUCAGCAGUUGUAAAAACCACACGAAGCUAUUAUACAUUUGAAAGUUUAAAACCACAAUUUAUGUAUUCAUUUAGGGUACGUAUAGUAAACGAACAUGGAUAUGGCACAUGGAGUGAACCGUUGUGGUAUCAACCUGGUCAUGGUUUACCGUUUGCACCAAUAAGCCACCAUGUUGAUGACGAUGAUAUUGAUGUUAAUGAUGAAUAUAUGCAUAAUAAUAGCAUUGUCGAUUUGCAUUGGUCAUCUCCUGGACCACCGUUAUGGAUUUGGGUUUUAUUAAUUUGUACCUUCGUAGUUAUCGUCCUGCUCACGCUACUCAUUUGUCUACGACAAAAUCGAAAUCGAAAACGAUUAAGUGAUUGUGAUGGUAUCGAUUCUUAUAAAAAUGGCACAUUAACACCAGACUUUAGUGCACCAGCUUCACAAGGUCAUGUGCAAAAUUUUUUUCGUGGAAAAUUGAGUUCGCCACUAAUAAAUUAUGGUUCAUCACAAUCAACUAAUUAUGGUGAAACUAUUACUCGUUUUAAACCGUAUGUUGAUCCAGCAGCAUAUGAAGAUCCAAAUCAGGCUUUAUUGGAAUUUACAAAUGAUGUUGAUCCAGCUUUGAUACGUAUCACCGAGAUAAUUGGUAGUGGUGAAUUUGGUGAAGUCUGCAAAGGUAUUUUGCAACCAUCGUAUAGGAUGACCUCUUCUGAUAUUUGUCAAGUACAAACAGUUGCUAUUAAAACACUGAAACCAGGUAGUAGUGAUAAAGCUAAAGGUGAUUUUCUAAUGGAAGCAUCUAUUAUGGGACAGUUUACUCAUGAAAAUGUAAUUCGAUUAAUUGGUGUGGUUACAAAAAAUGAACCAAUUAUGAUUGUAAUUGAAUAUAUGGAAAAUGGAUCACUGGAUCAGUUCUUACGAAAGAAUGAUAAUGGAGUAUUGAAAUUGAUGCAAAUAAUUGAAAUGUUGCGAGGUAUAGCAGCUGGAAUGAAAUAUCUUACGGAAAAAGGCUUUGUACAUAGAGAUUUAGCUGCUCGAAAUGUCUUGGUUGAUUCAAAUUUGCUGUGUAAAAUUGCUGAUUUUGGAUUAAGUCGUGGUGUUGAAGGUUCCGUUGAACAAGAAUAUACAACAAAUGGUGGUAAAAUACCUGUCCGCUGGACAGCACCUGAAGCUAUAACACAUCGAAAAUUUACCGCUGCCUCAGAUGUUUGGAGUUUUGGUGUUGUUAUGUGGGAGGUUUGUUCAUUUGGUGAACGACCAUACUGGGAUUGGACGAAUCAAAAAGUAAUCAGUGAAAUAACACUGGGAUAUCGUUUACCGUCACCGAUGGAUACACCGAUAUCAUUGCAUAAUUUAAUGUUACAAUGUUGGCAUAUCGAUCGUCAUAAGAGACCAACUUUUGCGCAAAUUCUUAAAAUUCUCGAAGAAUAUGUUCGUCAGCCAGCACUGAUCUAUAGUGAUGGUAUUUGUUUGGAUAAUACGACAUUAUCAAAUGUUGGAUUUUCAACAUUUGGUACACUUCCACGUACGCUUGAUGCAGAAAUAUCAGCAGCAUCGUUAUCAUUAUCCUCACAACUUUCAUUGGAUGAAUUUUUGAAACGUAUUGGUUUGGGACAUUGUGCAUUAAAACUUAAUAUGGCUGGUGUUAGUAGAGUUUCGGAUUUGAUACGUCUUGGACAUAUUGAUUUACUCAGUUACGGGUUAAUUGCUGAAGAAGUACAGAUGAUACGGAAUGCAUUAAAAAGGCUAUGUCCAACUACAACAUUGCAACAUAUGAGAAAUCGUCCGGAACAUCAGCGCUUACCGCCACCGCAUCAUUUCUCUCCUCAGUUGCAUUCACCUGUCCGUACUUCAUCACGGCUUGCAACAAUGCCACGUGUGCUAUCAUCAAUUUCAACAUCUAAUAAAGAUAGCUUCUUCGUAUAA
Brugia pahangi is the source of this 3201-nucleotide messenger RNA. The record is from the annotation of a GenBank genome assembly. NCBI's taxonomy places the organism in Eukaryota, Metazoa, Nematoda, Chromadorea, Rhabditida, Onchocercidae.